This is a messenger RNA of Aphanomyces astaci, 2018 nucleotides long. RefSeq lists its product as hypothetical. The annotation marks the transcript as partial. The record is from RefSeq and is a predicted model, not a curated record. Gene Ontology annotation, biological process: ubiquitin-dependent protein catabolic process; protein polyubiquitination; positive regulation of proteasomal ubiquitin-dependent protein catabolic process. The transcript has a single exon. Gene Ontology annotation, molecular function: ubiquitin protein ligase activity; ubiquitin conjugating enzyme binding. Gene Ontology annotation, cellular component: ubiquitin ligase complex; cytoplasm. NCBI's taxonomy places the organism in Eukaryota, Oomycota, Saprolegniomycetes, Saprolegniales, Verrucalvaceae.
AAUCUUCUUUCUCCGAGAUCUUCCGCCGCGCCACCAAGUCUGUCGAUGGAAGAGCCGACGAGGAUGCUAGGAGAACCCGUGAGUGAAACCGAAAACAAUGCCACCCUUGCCGUCUCGUUGCCUGGGAAAGCUGUCUGCGAGGACGCUGUCGAGGAUGUGCAGUUGGUGACGUGCCAAGUGUGCUUCGACACAGUCCUGUCGCAGGACGCCAUGACUCGAAUCUGCCGAGAAACGUGCCAUGGAAUCAUGUGCGGCGCAUGCAUGUCGUCGUAUCUUAACGUGUGCACAGAGUCCGCCCCCCACGGUGUCUUAUCGCGUCUGAAAUGCCCCAUUUGCGUCCGACCGCUCAACAUGCAUCGGUUGAUCACGAGGGCGAGCACGUCCAACGACGCGACGUCCAUCUGUGACCACGCCACCUUGUUCCGUGAACGUGUCGAAGCGUCUUGUGAAAUGCUGUGCCCAGAAUGCCACAGAACGACCAACAUCCUCUACACGCCCCCGUCCCCCGACGGCGCGAUCGACAACAAGAUCGAUAGCAACGACUGGCCCAAGUCGGUCUUGGCAUGCCGCCGCCCGGACCUCGUCCCUGACAUUGUCGCCGCGUGCAUUCGGUAUUGCAACCACGACCUGACCGCCGACGCACUCCUGGCCUACCUGGCACGUGCAUUGGAUGACGAAGACAUCGAGUUUGUGCAAAAUCUCUUGGGCCAUAUGUUCGACCCCGAGCGUCGCGUGGGUCUGUUCUUGGCGACGAUGAAGCGCGAUUCCUUCAAACACACGCCAUGCUGCGACGCCGAAGUGUGCUUUGUGUGCAAACGUGAAGGACACCACCCAGGCCAACCGUGCGCGACAUACUUGCCCGAGAUCGAGGACAUGGCGCAGUGCUCUCAAUGCGACCUCAUGCUCGUCAAGGGCGACGGAUGCAGCUCCAUCACGUGCUUUUGCGGCCACGAGUUUGACUGGGAUGUCGAAGUCGCCCAGUAUCGUUUAAAAGUCUGCACCGUCCAAGCGCUGUCGCCCCGCCAUCGACCGGCGUUUGUCGCCAUCGCAACCUACUUGAGACACCAAGCGUUUCGACGCAAGUACGCAGUGCUCGUGAUUGCCCAGCUGCCCAUGUUUGUCCUGCAUAAGCGAUUGGCCGACCUGGCGCCGGUCCUGUUCUACCCUCCUUGGAGCACGUCGUUCCGCACGGGGCUUCAAGCGUGCAUGGCUCGGCGGCGCGUCAUCCGCCAGACGAUCGCGCACCGCGCCUCCUUCCAGCAACUUGUCGUCCAUCAUGUGGGUGUCCGCGUCCAGCAAAUUCGACUGGAGAGGUUGACGUCGGCCGUGGCCCAACCGCACUCGAUUUGGCGUACGUUGUUCAAAGCUCUCGUCGUUCGCAGUGUGACCCGUCGCCGGUUCCGCAAAGUGUUGCUGGACAUUUCCAUGGUAGUAGAACAGCGUCAGAUGAAGCAGGAGCGCGCCAUAUUUAUGCAGACCCUCGCCGCGGCUGCGAGACUGCGGCGGCACUCACGACUGCAUCAAGCGCCGUGGAUGGCCAAAGUGAAGGCGGCGUUGUCAUCGUGGGCCACAACCCAGCAACACUGUGCCUUGCACAAGCGCCAAUACGGCGCCGCCAUUAUGGCCCAGGUCCCACAAGCAGUCGCUGGUCGCCAGCUGCGUCGUAUUGACUUGGUGAUGCUGGCACAGAAGAAUUCUCCGUCUCCGUGGUGGGGUCAGACGAUGGCCACGGCCGUGCGUCGCGCUAUCGCCAAACGACGUGAAGCGCAGGUGGCGGGAAAGAUGCUGGACGGCGUCGGAGUGGCGCAAGGAGUCUGGCAACAGUGUGUUGGUCCGUCAUCGAAUCAGACCAUGUCGGCUGCAUGAUGUAUAUAUUCUUCCAUGACAUUGCAUUAUUUAACACGACUAUCGUUGUUUGUGGAGUACAUAACGUUACUGUAACUUGCCUCGCAUAUGUUGGUUGAAAGUGGAGGGUAUGCACCAUGGUGAUCCUAAAAACAUGGGAAUAUUAUACUAUU